CCCACUGGGCACAAAUCAUUUUUGCGCUGCUACGCCUGAUAUCACUACCGAAAGCGCCUGAGAGAAGAAGGAAAAAAACAAAAAAAUCAGGUAUAGAAUCAUCGAUCAGUUUGACACACGCGGAGAGAGGAGAGAGAAAGGUCAAAAAUGGCGACGGCGAUGGCGAGAUCUGCAGUCCGAACGGCACUCCGCGGUGGACCUCGGACUCCAGCUUCUAAGAGAACCUUUGCUUCCUCUGCCCACGACGACGCCAAGGAAACUGCAAAGUGGGAGAAGAUUACUUAUGCUGGCAUUGUCACAUGCACUGUUUUGGCAAUCUAUGACCUUUCCAGGGGCCAUCCCCAUUACGACGAGCCUCCUCCAUACCCAUAUCUGCACGUUCGCAACAAAGAGUUCCCUUGGGGUCCUGAUGGCCUUUUUGAGCAUAAGCAUCAUCAUCAUUGAUCCUUGAAGGCCAACAUCUUGGAGAUGUAUCUAGGAAUAAUUGUUGUUUAGUUCGUUCAUCCUGUGUCAUCUGGAAAUUUCCCAAGUUGGAGACCUCUAUGAAUGUUAUUAUUUGUAUGUGGGGUUUUUCAUCCAGUGUGUUUCUUGUUAUGCCACUUCGCUUUUUAUACCCUGUUUGCUGCCAAAUAAGGUUUACAUUAAUACUUAUAAUUUCGAAUUGUAUGGUUAUGAAAGUGUUCUUGAUGUGCAAUUUGUCAAGCAUUAA
Messenger RNA from Camellia sinensis, 709 nucleotides. RefSeq names its product cytochrome c oxidase subunit 6a, mitochondrial. Gene Ontology annotation, biological process: mitochondrial electron transport, cytochrome c to oxygen. Gene Ontology annotation, cellular component: mitochondrial inner membrane. Gene Ontology annotation, molecular function: enzyme regulator activity. NCBI's taxonomy places the organism in Eukaryota, Viridiplantae, Streptophyta, Magnoliopsida, Ericales, Theaceae. The record is from RefSeq and is a predicted model, not a curated record.